AUGGUGAGUGCAAGAACGAUUGUGGCUACCGGUGUGCUGAACAUCCUGGGCACAUCCUUUUUCGUGGCCCAGCCAAAGGAUCAAUGCUCAAAGUACAUCUUCCUACUGGCCAUACAGCUGCUGUUUUGGGAUUCGGACAUGAUUCCAAAGAAAUUGAAACCAAGGAUUUCACCAAAGAUUUUUGCCUGCUGUGAUCGUUUAUUCACGAUCUUCUUCACCGAAGUAAUCCUGCUGGUGGGAUGGUGUGGCUUCGAGAGGAUGACCUACCGCACUGUCUACUUUGUGUGCCGCGGAAGACCUGGGUGCAAUUACGCAUUGAUGACUUCCUGCAGCAUCCUAGGAUCACUGUUCAUUGUGCUUGAGGUGGUCACUCCCCAAAAGAUGAAGGACGUUGCGAGUUGCUCUUUCCUAGUGUUCGCAUACAUUCGUGAUGUGCACACCUUUGUGUGGGGCGCCAUAUAAAUUUGCCAACUGACUCGGCAGGAGCGUAUGCUAUCGGUACACGCCUUCGAGGCUCAAUUGCGCUACAGGAAUGGAGGGGACGUAGAACCAGGUGAACCUGCUGUCCAGGAAUCCGAGAAUCAAAUGGACGCCGGAAAAUCGGCACCAGAACCGGAAAUCGUCCACGAGUUGUCCCCGUAA
This is a messenger RNA of Drosophila erecta, 642 nucleotides long. RefSeq lists its product as uncharacterized. The record is from RefSeq and is a predicted model, not a curated record. Lineage: Eukaryota; Metazoa; Arthropoda; Insecta; Diptera; Drosophilidae.